CUCUUGCGCCGUGAUUUCACUGGAGAAAGGAUACAUUGUCCAAACGCAGAGGAAAAACUCCUGCUGAAGCGACUGAUUUCCACACUGUUAUAAAGAUGGCGUUUAUUAAAGAGGAGAGUGAAGAUGUGAAGAUUGAAGAAACAUUCUCAGUCAAACAGGAAGAUCUGCAGGAACAAACAGACCUGAUGGUGCUGAAAACAGAGACUCAACAAUGGAAUGAAAUGGAAGAGAAACAGUUUGAGAAACAGCAAGAAAUAACUGAUGAAAAACCCACACUGACUGAAAAGACUUCAUCACACGGAAGACCUCGGAAUUCCAAAUCUGCAUGUAAUUUUACUUGUCGUCAGUGUGGAAACCGUUUUAGUCGAAAACACAAUCUUCAAGUCCACAUGAGAAUUCACUCUGGAGAGAAGCCCUACACAUGCCAACAGUGUGGACAAUGCUUCUGUACUAGUGGAAACUUGGUAGUCCACAUGAGAAUUCACACUGGGGAGAAGCCUUACUCCUGCUCUCAAUGUGGAAAGAGUUUUAAGCAAAUUAGCAAUCUUAAAGUCCACAUGAGAACACACACUGGAGAGAGGCCGUACGAAUGCCAACAAUGUGGACAGCGCUUCUAUACUACAGGAAACUUUGCACAGCACAUGAGAAUUCACACUGGAGUGGGGCUGUACCCAUGCCUACAGUGUGGAAAAAGCUUCCAUCAAUCAGCAAACUUGGUAGCGCACAUGAGAAUUCACACUGGGGAGAGGCCUUACUCUUGCAUUCAGUGUGGAAAGAGUUUUAAGCAAAAUAGCAACCUUGAAGCCCACAUGAGAAUUCACACUGGAGGAAGAAUUUUUACUUGCACACAGUGUGGGAAAAGUUUUGCUCAAAAGCAAGACCUUGAGAUCCACAUAAGGGUUCACACUGGAGAGAAACCUUACACAUGCACAGAGUGUAGUAAAAGUUUCAGAUAUAAAAGCACACUCAAACACCACAUGAUAAGUCACACCGGGGAGAAGCCGUUUACAUGUGCUCAGUGUGGAAAGAGCUUCACAACCAAAGCUAGCCUCAUGAACCACAUGAAUGGUCACACUGGAACCACAGUGUUCACAUGUGAUCAGUGUGGAAAGAGCCUCACACGCAAAGACACCAUUAGGCAACACAUGAAGACUCACUUAGGAGAGGAUUGUUUUAGAUGCAGUGAGUGUGGAAAGGGCUUUAAAUGUAAAAGAAGCCUCAGCACUCACAUGAAGCUUCACAAUGGAGAUCAGAGUCCUCAAAAUUGAGGGUUAGUCAAGCAGAGCUUAGGGCUCUCUCCCGGGACAGCAUGCUAAACAAGUUUGUACUCUUGAAUACAUAUCAAGUUACUGAAAAUGAAACCCUUUGAACAUCUGAAGAUUUAAACUCAGGGUGCUUUCACAGCUACACUUUUGUUUCGGAACCUGUCUCGUUUGCCCAGUUAGCGCGGUUCGUUUGGCAUAUGUGAAACCAACAAAUUGCUCUAGGAUCUGCGCCAAAUCAUCACUCCAAGUUCGCUUGAAUGAGGUGGUCUCGGCUUGAUUGAAACGCACUCUGGAGCGGAUCGAUUGCAGUGAGAAAGCGAUACAAUCCGAGCGCGGUUAUAUCACAGUGUAUUAUGGAUAUGUAAUAGGCAUACGGCUAUAUGAAGAAAGAAUUAUCUCCCGACUACCUCCCGGUCCUCAAAUAGGCUACGUCGCGCACCCUUCUCACCCCUCCCCACCGCAUCUCUCCUCAGACACGUCGCGCGCACCUUGUCACACACCAUUAAAACACCACCUCUCCUGACAACUGAGCAGGACUCUGCAAAAUAAACCCUGACACUCUGACCAAUGUGAGUUAGAGUUUACUCACACGGGACUUGUUUUAGCUCUUUUGGUCCAAUUAGAAACUUUGCAGUGUGGAAGCGAACUGCUCCAAGAGCAUAGAGCAACAAUAUAACAUUUGUAAUCUCUGUUUCGGAACAACUGAGUCGAUUCACAGGUGUGAAAGCACCCUCAAUAACUGAGGAGGGGUGAAGAUUUUUAUUUUUAUUUUAUUUUUUUAAGUGUAGAUCAUGAGUCACAGCGCAGUUCCAGGUUGUAAGAAUUUUAACUUCAUAAUGAAAUUAUAACUAGGCCCACAGAGAUUCAGCAUGGGCAGAAUUCUGCAGAUUUUUAACCCAUCAAAAAUUCUUUUUACAACCCCAACCCCAAAAAAGUUUUUUACUUGAGUAAAUGUGUGUAAAUCUAUAUUUAUUCAGUUUUUUAUUAUUAUUACCGUAUUAACAUUGACUAAUGUGAAAAUGUUCAUCUGAUUUAUGUACAAUGCAGUUUGUAAAGUAGUAUUGUCUUUUAGUAGAGAUAUUAUAUGAGAGACUUGCUUUGUUUACCAAACAAGUGCCAAAAAAAAAAAGAGAUGGAAGAGAAACAUUGUGACAUACACAACAGAAUAUUGUGGAAGAAUACCUCUGAUCAAUACUAUAAUGUUUUAUGAAUAACAUUGAUAAUUGUGUAAAACUCUUUAGUUGACAAACAAAACCAUGUUUUAAGUCUAAGCUGUUGUAAUUAAGAAUGUCACCGUGGCUAUCCAUCAUAUCCAAUAAAGAAAACAAUAUUAUUUCUAACCUAAUUUUUACAAAAUAAAGACUUAUUUCAAUAUAAAA
Messenger RNA from Danio rerio (zebrafish), 2644 nucleotides. Its product is annotated as zinc finger protein 1059. Gene Ontology annotation, cellular component: nucleus. Lineage: Eukaryota; Metazoa; Chordata; Actinopteri; Cypriniformes; Danionidae. The record is from RefSeq and is marked validated.